AUGAGCGACUUCGAAGAUAAACUUCGUUAUGGCGGAGCUCACGCUGACGUCGAAGAUGGAGAGGUCAGUGGCCUUAUGCAAAUGUUUUCACUCAAAGUUCGGUGAUCGGCAAGACGGAAAAAAUAGUUUACAACUAUUUCAUGAAAGCUGUUCAGUUGACGGGCUUCCCAAUAUCAAGCUUUUGAAUUUUUGAAGUUUCACACAGCAAGCCUUAACAGCGGGAGAAAAGCUUCAAAAAUGUUCUCCAAAAGUUUUUGCGGCUGUGAGAAAAUUCUGAAAAAAUUUCGUUCAAUAAAAAAAUUUAAAUUUUUCAAAUCACAUUUUUUGAUCAGGGGUUGAUGGGUUGAUAAAUUUUGGUGAUUUUGUUCUUGACAGUACCUCGAAGUGCUUCAUAAAUGGUCUUUACAGUGAAAAUCCAGAAAAAAAAAACGCAAUGCAUGGUAUUGUUUUUUUGAACCGAGCGUUUUAGGAAGCAGAACGCAAAAAGCAAGAGCGUGAAGCUAAGAAGGCUGAAGUUCGCAAAAGGCUAGAGGAAGCGGGCAAGAAAAAAACCAAAAAAGGUUUCCUCACGCCAGAGCGCAAGAAGAAACUCCGUGUAAGUUGGGAAAUCUGAAACUGAAAUUGAGAAUUUUCGAAUUUAGAAGCUGCUCAUGAUCAAGGCCGCCGAAGAUUUGAAACGCCAACAGCUGGUGAAAGAGCAAGAGCGCGUCAAGGUACUCUCUGGUUCUCCAACAACCAAAACUCUCAAAAUGGUUUUUAGAUCCUUUCCGAAAGAACUAUUCCACUUCCUAACGUCGAUACCAUUGAUGACAAAGGUAUAUUUCAUGAGAAACUGUGAAAAACGGAAGUUCAGGCAAACUUGAAAAAAUUUACGAAGAACUGUUCCAACGUGUCUGCGCUCUGGAGGAGGAGAAAUUCGACAUCAAUCAAGUUCAAACACAUUCCAAGACUUUUCUUUAAAUUCAAAACAUUCAAAGGUUGUGGUCACCCUGGAGACAAACAUCAACUCCUUGAACAUCGAAGUCAACGACUUGAGAGGAAAAUUGUGAGAGGAAGUUCUCGGAACAUUAGAACACUAACUUCCAGCGCCAAACCGUCUCUCAAGAAAGUCAGCAAGUACGACAACCGCUUCAAGAAAUUGGCGGAGAAGAAAGACGAGAAGCAAGACUUCAGAACAAACCUGAAAGUUGUCAAGAAGGAAAACAUCAUAACCCAAAUCGCUAACAAGGUUCUCCUUUUGAUAAUUUCAAAAUAACGAAUUCAUGCAGAAGACUAAGAUUAAAGGCAGUAAGGGGUCAGACUUUCCACUAUUUGAAACGGUUGGAGAAAAAGAGUUGAAUUGCAAAUUUGAGGCUUCUCUUUACUGCACUCGACUUUAAGCCGUUUUCUGAAUUGCUAUGAGUUGCGCUUAAACAGUUUAUAGUCUGGAAAAAAGCAUCGAUACAAAGUAACCAUUAUGCGAGUUUAACCUUAAUGAAUAGAGAACAUUCAUUGCAAGUUUAUGAUCGAAUUUUUGUCUUGAUCAGGAAUUAUCGAGCUCAACUCCAUCAGUACAAAACGGAGAAAUUUCUAAUUUUGAUCCAAAGAUCCAAUUUUGCAGAAAAAGUCUGAGAAGCCAGCAUGGUCUACAAAAAAGAAGGAAGAAAAGAAGGAGGAAGUCGCCCAAGCUCCAGAAAAAACAGCUGAAGAGCCAGUUGAAGAAGGUACCAUUUUCAUAUUCGCAAUGAUUAGAAAGUUCAAAACACUCAUUUUCGUUUUGCAAAGAUUGACUGUAAUCUUGGGAUUUAAUCAUAUAUAAUUUUUCAGUUGAAGAAGACGAGGUGGAAGAAGAAGAAGAAGAUGAUGAGUAA
Messenger RNA from Caenorhabditis auriculariae, 1850 nucleotides. NCBI's taxonomy places the organism in Eukaryota, Metazoa, Nematoda, Chromadorea, Rhabditida, Rhabditidae. The record is from the annotation of a GenBank genome assembly.